AUGGUCCAGAAUCAGAAAACGCCAACCCAACAUAACUCAACAUUAUAUAUAUCUCCAAUGAUAAAUAAAAAGAAUGAAUUGUUUGUAACACCUCCAAAUCCAACUUUACAACAUCCUUCUCAACACCAUAACAAUAAAUCAAAAUUAUUUGAAACACCAAAUUCAUCAAAAAGUUCAUUUUUUAACUUGGAUAGAACUUCACAUCAAAAUGAAUCUACUACAAAGGAUUCAUUAGCUGAUCCAUUAACACCUGUUGAAAAAUUGAGAUUAUGGAGACAUGAUUCUUUUAUGCAACAUCAAUAUAAAACUUCAGAAUUUAUUGGAGAUAAAAUAUUACAAUUAACGAAAGAUGCAAAUGACGCUUUUUGGUUAGCUCAAGUUUAUUUCAUGCAGGGUAAUUAUUUAAGAUGUAAACAAUUGAUAAAAUCAAAUGCAAUAUAUGAAAAAUCAAUAAGUUGUCGAUAUAUUGCAAGUUACGCAUUGAUAAAACUAGAAUUGUGGGAUGAUGCAUUAGAUUUAAUUGGUGAAGAAAAUCCAUUUCGUAAAGAAACGGUUAAAAAUGAUGAUGGGGGUAUAAAAUUAGAAAGUUCAAUGUGUUACUUACGUGGUUUAAUAUAUUCAAAUUUGAAUAAUUUCGAAAAAGCAAAAGAAUGUUAUAAAGAAGCUUUAUUAGUUGAUGUUAAAUGUUUUGAAGCUUUUAAUGAGUUAAUUAAUAAUAAUUUAAUGUCACCAAUUGAAGAAUGGGAGUUUAUAACGUCAUUGAAUUUUAGAGAAUUGGAUAAUUCAAAUGAUGAAUUGAUUAAAUUAUUAUAUUUUACUAAAUUGAACAAGUAUAUGAAUAUUGAAAAGUUUAAAGAAAGUGAAACAAUACUAAUUGAAGAAUUUGAUUUGAAAGAUAAUAUAGACUUAUUAACUGCAAAAGCUGAUUAUUAUUAUUUACAAUGCAAUUUUGAUCAAUGUUUAAAUUUAUGUGAAUUUAUUCUCAGUAAAGAUCAAUAUAAUUUUAAUAUUAUACCCAAUUACCUUAGCUGUUUAUAUGAAUUAAAUGGAAGAAACAAGUUGUUUCUUAUAGCACAUCAAUUAGUUGAACAACAUCCAACUGAUGCAAUGACAUUUUUAGCAAUUGGUACUUAUUAUCUUUCAAUUAAUAAAAUUAAUGAAGCAAGAAAAUUUUUUAAUAAAGCAACUAUAAUUAAUUCAAAUUUUGGUCAAGCAUGGAUAGGAUUUGCACAUACAUUCGCAAUUGAAGGAGAACAUGAACAAGCAAUAAGUGCAUAUGCAUUUGCAUCUAGAUUGUUUUCAGGUACUCAUUUACCAAAUUUAUUUCUUGGUAUGCAACAUUUACAAAUGAACAAUUUGAAUUUAUCAGAAGAAUAUUUAUUAGCUUCAUAUAAUAUAUGUAAUACAGAUUCAUUAUUACUUAAUGAAUUAGGAGUUAUAAAUUUUCAUAAAUCAAAUUUUGAAAAAAGUGAAUAUUUUUUUAAAUUGGGAUUAAAACAUGCAAAGUAUUUAAAUUCAGAUUCAAAAACAUGGAUAAGUAUACAUUCAAAUCUUGGUCAUAUUUAUAGAAAAUUAAAUCAACCAUAUAAAGCAUUAGAAUGUUUUCAACAAGUUUUAAAAAUAAGUAAUAAAAAUGAUUCAAAUAUUUUAAGUGCAAUUGGAUUAAUAUAUUUAAAAUUAGGUAAUUAUUUUAAAGCUAUAGAUAUUUUACAUGAUGCAAUUGCUAUUUCACCAUUAGAUCCAAUUACUACAGAUUUAUUAAAAAGAGCAUUAGAAGCAAAUAGUGAAAAAAAUUUUGAUUUAUUUAGUAAUACAAUCGAUAUUUUACAAUUGAGACAAAGUCAAAAUAAGAAAUUAACAAUAAAUAAGAAUAAUAAAUUACAAACACCAUUGAAAAGAAGUGAUAAACUUCAAAUCCCAAAAAAUAAUAACGAAAUUAACGAAAUCAAUGAUAAUGAUAAUAAUAAUAAUAAUAAUAAUAAAAAUAAUAAUAAUAAUAAUAAUAAUAAUAAUAAUAAUAAUAAUAAUAAUAAUAAUAAUGAUAGAAAUAAUAAUAAUAAUGUUAAUGAUGAUGAUGAUGAUGAUAUUACAUUAAUGGUCCAAAAUUUACAAAGAGGUGAAUUAACAAGUGAUGAAGAAGAUGAAGUUAUGGAUAUAGAAAGUGAUUAA
Molecule: messenger RNA, 2169 nt
Organism: Insectozyma verbasci
Lineage: Eukaryota; Fungi; Ascomycota; Pichiomycetes; Serinales; Debaryomycetaceae
Source: the annotation of a GenBank genome assembly